Cervus elaphus (red deer) is the source of this 5439-nucleotide messenger RNA. It is a transcript of the gene MIGA1, whose product is annotated as mitoguardin 1. Bases 160 to 1962 code for a protein of 600 amino acids. The record is from RefSeq and is a predicted model, not a curated record. Lineage: Eukaryota; Metazoa; Chordata; Mammalia; Artiodactyla; Cervidae. Gene Ontology annotation, biological process: mitochondrial fusion. The transcript has 16 exons.
AGGCUAGGAGGCCCCCGCUACCUUCUCUCCACCUUCCCACUCCUGACCCCGGAAGGACUCCGCCCCCGGGGCCAGGCUGCGGCUCAGCGCCGGGCUGCGGCGGGGAAGCAGGCGUGGACCGGCUGCACUGGGCCUGGAGCACCAGAUAGAAGAGGAGUCAUGUCAGAAGAAACAGUGAGUGAAUCACAGUUUUCCUUGAAGACGGCAGCACUGAGAGUGUUUGAUCUUCCUCUAUCUUGGUACUAUUCUUUCUGCCAGAUCAAAUUUUCGCCAGUAGCUAAAAAGUUAUUCAUGGUAACUGCAGUGAGUGCUGUAUCUGUAAUUUUUCUGGCCCAUCACUUUAAAAGAAGACGUGGAAAAAAGAAAGGAAAAAUGUUACCAUGGGAACCAGAGCACCUCAUACUUGAAUACACUAAAAGAGCAGCAUCAGACAAAGGUUCAAGUUGUUCCAGUAGCAGACAGAAUUUGACAUUAUCUUUAAGUUCUGCCAAAGACAAAGGAUCUCAGUCUUGUAACUAUGCUAAUGGAGGACUCUUCAGUAAAUACUCAGGUUCUGCACAGAGUUUAGCCUCUGUCCAGAGUGUCAAUUCUUGUCAUAGCUGUGCUUGUGGGAAUUCUAAUUCCUGGGACAAAGCAGAUGAAGAUGACAUUAAACUUGUUAAUAUUCCUGUGACGACUCCUGAGAACUUGUAUUUGAUGGGCAUGGAAUUGUUUGAAGAGGCAUUGCGUCGAUGGGAACAAGCUCUAACCUUUCGAAAUAGACAGGCUGAAGAUGAAGCCUGUGGUUCCAUUAAAUUGGGUGCAGGAGAUGCCAUUGCAGAAGAAAGUGUAGAUGAUAUUAUUAGUACUGAAUUUAUCCAUAAACUUGAAUCUCUGCUGCAGAGAGCCUAUCGUCUGCAAGAGGAGUUUGAAGCUACCCUGGGGGCAUCUGAUCCUAAUUCCCUUGUUAAUGAUACUGAUAAAGAUACAGAUAUCACCAUGAAAGGGAAUGCGGAUGACUUCGGCCUGAGAGACACCUUGAGUGUUGCAUCAAACGAUUCUUUUGCUUCAGCAGCAGAGCUUGCAGAACACAAAGAAGUACGACAUACCUACAGUCUGGAGUCUCUUUGCCACUGCCCUUUUUACGAAGAGGCCAUGCGUUUAGUUGAAGAAGGAAAAAUUUACUCGAGAGUGCUUAGAACUGAAAUGUUGGAGUGCCUAGGAGACAGUGAUUUUCUUGCCAAACUUCACUGUAUUCGACAGGCUUUUCAGGUAAUUCUUUCAGAAACAGCCAACCGGAUAUUCCUUGCUGAGAGUGGAAGGAAAAUUUUAUCAGCGUUAAUUGUAAAAGCACGAAAGAAUCCAAAGAAGUUUGAAGAUGUUUUUGAUGAAAUGAUCUAUUUUUUAGAGCAGACCGAUCACUGGGAUAAUACUGAAAUGGAACUUGCUGCUAGAGGAGUAAAAAAUCUAAACUUUUAUGAUGUUGUUUUGGAUUUUAUAUUAAUGGAUUCCUUUGAAGAUUUAGAAAACCCACCUACAUCCAUACAGAAUGUAGUAAAUAAUCGCUGGCUAAACUCCUCCUUCAAAGAAACUGCUGUGGCUUCAAGUUGUUGGUCAGUGUUGAAACAGAAAAGGCAACAGAUGAAGAUCCCAGAUGGAUUUUUUGCUCAUUUUUAUGCCAUUUGUGAGCAGAUUAGUCCUGUCCUAGCCUGGGGCUUUUUGGGUCCUAGAAAUUCUCUCUAUGAUUUAUGUUGCUUCUUCAAGAAUCAAGUUCUUUUCUUUCUCAAAGACAUUUUUGAUUUCGAGAAGGUGCGCUAUUCCAGUAUAGAGUCUCUGGCUGAAGACCUCAUGCAGUUGCUUAUUCGCCGCACUGAACUUUUAAUGGCCUGUCUCGGAGCUGAUGCCCUGAGGCAUACAAGUAGCUGUUUAAGUAGUCAUGUUCCUGUUAUGCCCAGUGGCCUAUUAGAAGCCAAAGUACAAUAAGUAACAUAAAAAUCAGACAGUUUGCGUGUGCUAUGAAAUAUUUUAAGGUAACUAUUAAUUUUGUAACAUAUAUUACACAGAACUGGUGGAUAUGGACUCAGGGAGGAUUAAAAAAACCUUGUAAAGGAUGAGUGAUUGUACUGUACUUACACAGAAGUUCUGUCAUUGAAUCCCUGUGUGGUGUAUCCAAAGUGUCUUUUUACAAGCUUUAGGGAAUAAUUGUUGUGAAAUGUUGUAUAUUUUAUAGAAAUAUUGCUUGAAUUGAAACCAGUACGUGGGAAUUAAUCGAUUUGUUGUCUUCAAGCUGUCUGAAAUGUCCAGUUUCAUUCUCAAAAGCUUUGUUUUUAUGCUUCACACCUUGAAGAUAUGUACUUUAGCCAAGACUUUUAUGGCCCACACAUGUAAGAAUAUGUUACUCCUAGUGUCAGUGAACUUAACUUUGCCUGAAAAUGUAUUUUUAAUUGUAAAGUUAUUCGUUGUUUAAUCUAGUUUAGGCAGUAGUGGUGUUUAACAUGUACUGCUUACAUCAUUGCUUGUGCAUUUGCUUAAGUAUUUGAAUCAAAGAAAUUGUAAUGGCCGAGUAUUGUUAUAAAACAUUUAAAUGAAUUGCCACUGAGAAGUUUACAAGUUUAUAUCAGAUUUACUGAAGUUUCCAAAAUAUAUUACUGUUGGUCCCAUAAGUUACAAUAGAGAGACUGAAGAAAUUUCUUUUGUCUUGGUAUAGGUAAGAGAAUUUCCCUUGAAUGAAUAUUGAUUAAAAAUAUAACAUUUGUUAACUAUGACAGCAAUUAAAAUUUCUCCCAUGUAUUUUUGAGACUACCUCCCAACAUCCUAAGGUAUUAAUUUUGACUUAGUAAAAUCAUUUCUUCUUUCUCCUUCUACAAAGAGAACUUAGCACACUUGAGAGUUUGUCGUAUUAUGCCCAUAUUUUUGAAAUAUUCAUUGACACUUUGAAUCUUAGGGAGGUCUUAAAGAAGAUUUUUCCCCCCCCUGAAUAUAGAACAAAAUAUUUUUUAAUGGUAUGGAAGUAUGUUUUCUUGUCCUUGGUGAUAAAUAUAUGAACAAAUGGGUUGUUUGUAUGAAUAAGGAUCUGGAGUAUAUUAGAUACUUUCACAGUUGUUUUAAUUUUGUGUGUAAAUUAUAUACCACUUAUUUAGAGUGGCUGGCUCAGUAUAACAAUGGAUUAGAUUUGUUGAUUUUGCUCCUAAAGUGAUCUUUAUUCAUUUUGGGAGUGAGUUAUCCAGAAGGAUCUAAAAUAUAUUUUUUUAAAUGUAUUUUUAGAUUAAAGUGCCUAGUUUCUGAUUAAUGAGUAGAAAAUGAAAAGUGGGGAAAGAAGCAUAAUCUUUUAAGGUUUUAAGUUUAUGUAUGUGCCAUAUUUAUGUAAUACUAGUUACAAAAUAGAUUCAGAAUCUUUAUGCUAUUUGCAUGUACUAUAUUCCAUAACAUGUAGGUUACAGCAGUAAACAAUAUGAAAUAUUGCUGUAAUAUUUUUUGAGUAUGUAGCUCCUUGAUUUAUCUUACAUGUAUUCUUAAUUUAAUACUUGACUGUUCAUAAUUCUUAUUAUUAAUGGAGGAAUAUCUUUAGAUAUAUCAAAGCUAAAAAUUCCAUUAUAUAGUAUUUUGUAUUUUAUUUUUUAAAUUCUGUAUUUUGGUUUCUUGUUGAGGUACCACUGACCUUGAAUGAUUCACACAUAUACACAUGUCUGCACAUACCCAUCCCUAUUAUUGUGUAAGCAAGAUAGUUAUUGCUUAGGUUAAUUUUCCUGUUUGAAGGACUGAAUGUUUUAAGCUGUGGUUUUAUAAGCAAAGCUAUAAGUAAACUUACUUUUUUAUUUGAGUAGAAUAUUGUUUGAAAUCUGUUUCAAAGAAUUGCACUAUUUAAUAAUGCUGCUAGUACAUGAAACAACUCUGGGGAAUUUAUUUCAUCAGAUAAAAUGAAUGGCUUUCCAGAAGUUGUAUUUUUCUCUUUUAUACUUCACCUUAAAAAAAAAAUUGUCCAUGUUUAAGAGAUUGAUUUGUCAUGUUCAGUGCUUGAGGUUGAUUAGUUUCUCUUCAGUUCAGAAGCUACUAUUUUAGUAAGAUGCUUUCUUUGUGGCCUUUGACACAAGAGACAAGAAUGACCAAAUAGAUUUUUAGGGUAAUGGGUAUUAAAAAAAAAACUCUCUAUUGUAAGGGAAUAAACUUGACUUUUCUACAGAAACGUCUCUUAAAAAUGUUUCUAACCACUGAAGAGUACUUAAGGUGUAUGUUCCAAUUUCAAUUUGCCUUGAAAUUGGGUUGAACAGAUAAAGCAAUGUUUUAAAAAGUUAGUAAACAAGUCUAGAGCCUUUUAGAAUGAAACCCUGUUUAACACUUGCUCAUGGUAGUAGUAUCAGAAGAUUGCCUUUGCCACCGUGAAUCCGACUGUCUGCUUCCCUAUAUAAAUUACAAGAGGACCUUGAAUUAAUCAUGAGAAAAUGGAUUUUUUUUUCCUCCUAUUUUCUGGAGGAAAAAAAAUGAGUGUUCAGGUGAUUUCUAUUUGAUAAUUUUUCUUUCUCCUUUGGCUUCUCGAUAUCUUUGUUCAACUAAAAGGCUAGUUUUUCUUGAAGGAUUACAAUAUGUUUAUUAAAUAUCAAAAUGAGAUUCUUUUUUAAAAAGAAGGCAAGUUUUUCAUACUGUUAUAGUCAGCGCCAAAGAACUUUUUCCUUCCCAUAAGUAUUUUUUAUUUGCAUGUUUGAUUCUAUUAAUUUUUUCAAUUAACUCACUUUAUAAAAAAUAUUUGCAAACUUUUUCUUGCCUUAAGAUGUAAUAUUUUCCACUUAAAUGAUUGCCUGUGGAUGAUUAUCUGCAUUACAAAAGAAUUCUUUAGCUUAUCAUUCCUUUAAACCUGUGAGAUAGGAAUGCCAAAGUAACAUUUAACAUCUUUGUGACCUUUCAUAAUCAGAAAUUUUAAAUUAUGUUCAUAACAUAAUUUGCUUUUAUUUCAAAGUGAACACAUAUUAGGGAGUUAUUUGGAAUAUGUCAAUACAUUUCAAAGUGAACACAUAUUAGGGAGUUAUUUGGAAUGUGUCAAUACAUUUCAAAGUGAACACAUAUUAGGGAGUUAUUUGGAAUAUGUCAAUACAUUUCAAAGUGAUUAUAAGAAUGACACUAAAUUAAAAAAAAAUUUUUUUUUGCUUGGAUUAACCAAAUUUAGAAAUAUCUCUGUGUGUGAAACUGAAGAAUUUAUAUAAUCUGUGAUUAAUGGAAAUAAGGGCAUCCUUUCUUUGUUACUUGUGUUUAUAUUGUUGUUUUGCUUAGUUUGAGAACAACUGUGUAUUAGCUUCACUUGGCUGAUAUCCAUAAGUGUGUCUAUUUCCUAAGUGUAAAGACUGCAUUCAUUAAUUUCUGUAAAAGUAAAACACUACGGUAGCAGUAAAAAAAAUAGCACUGACUCUUUAGCCAAAAUAAGCACUGUUACAUGGUAUUUCUGUAUUGCCAAAUAAAAAAGUGAUGGUA